Messenger RNA from Lodderomyces orthopsilosis Co 90-125, 2175 nucleotides. Its product is annotated as tRNA (cytosine-5-)-methyltransferase. Gene Ontology annotation, cellular component: cytoplasm; nucleus. The record is from RefSeq and is a predicted model, not a curated record. Gene Ontology annotation, molecular function: tRNA (cytidine-N5)-methyltransferase activity; tRNA binding. The coding region runs from base 1 to 2175 and encodes 724 amino acids. Gene Ontology annotation, biological process: tRNA methylation. NCBI's taxonomy places the organism in Eukaryota, Fungi, Ascomycota, Pichiomycetes, Serinales, Debaryomycetaceae. The transcript has a single exon.
AUGCUAAAUAGACUUGCAUCUCUUUCAAAAAACAACUUCAUAAUGCCAAAAAGAAACUCAAGAAGAAAUAAUAAGGGGAAAAACUUCACCAGACAAAACACUGGCAACAACAAUCCUGCUUGGAAAGAAGUAGUGAGAGAAAAUGAAGUUUGGGAAGAAUAUUAUAGAGCCAUGAAUAUCAUACCAGAGAAUGAGUGGAACGACUUCAAAAGAGCUUGCCAAUCGAAUCUUCCGAUGACUUUUAGAAUAACAGGAAGUAGAAAACAUGCUGAAGAAAUUAGAAAUAUCUUUCUUGACAGACAUUACAAUAACUUGAAAGGACAGGAAUAUGAAGGAGUUGAUUUGACACCUAAGAACAUUGAAUUCUAUCCUGAUAAAUUGGGUUGGCAAAUUGAUGUCAGUAAGCAAGUCAUCAAGAAGCAAAAGGAUUUUGCCAAAACACAAAGGUUUUUAGUUGUUGAGACAGAGGUCGGCAAUAUUAGUAGGCAAGAGGCCGUUUCUAUGAUACCGCCUUUGCUCUUGGAUAUCAGGCCAGAACACUACGUUUUGGAUAUGUGUGCAGCACCUGGUUCGAAAACAGCCCAAUUGGUUGAAGCUUUACAUGCUAAUGAUGAGAAGCAAUUGCCAACUGGAUUUGUAUUAGCCAAUGAUUCCGAUUAUAAAAGAAGCCAUAUGUUGGUUCAUCAAGUCAAGAGAUUAAACUCGCCAAAUUUUUUGGUUGUCAACCACGACGCUCAAUUGUUUCCUCGUAUAAGACUUAAUGGACAUAAGGAGUACUUGAAAUUUGAUAGGAUACUUUGCGAUGUGCCAUGCUCUGGAGAUGGUACAAUGAGAAAAAAUAUCAACAUUUGGAAAGACUUUAGAACAGGUAACGCUAUCGGAUUACAUCCUUUGCAGUACAAUAUUUUGAACAGAGGCUUACAAUUGUUGAAAAAGGGAGGAAGAUUAGUCUACUCCACUUGCUCAUUAUCGCCAAUAGAGAAUGAGGCUAUAGUCGCUGAAGCUUUAAGAAAAUGGGGGGAUAAAAUAAAACUAGUUAAUGUAUCCCAUGAACUUCCAGGUUUGAAAAGACGUCCAGGAAUUUCUAAUUGGCCCGUGUUUGGUAAAGAUAUGAAACUUAAAGAAAAGGGUGAAGAAGGACUUCCUGAUUCUUUAUUUCCACCCACAAAAGAAGAGGCUGAAACAUUUGAUUUGGAUAAAUGUAUAAGAGUGUACCCACAUUUACAAAACACUGGUGGAUUCUUUAUUACUGUGUUUGAAAAAGUCGAUCCUGAAUCUACCAAGAGACUUGCUGAGGAUAGUGAUGAGGAAGAACAAGGGGUGAAAAGACAAAAAACAGGGACAUCGGGUGAGCAAAAGGCAGAUCUUUCUUCAACAGAUUCCAAACCAGUUGAAAAGAAGCUGAGAUUACCUAGAGAUGCCAAUGAGGAACCUUUUGUCUUCCUUGACCCUAGCAACGAAGAAUUAGCAAAAUGCUAUCCGUUUUACGAUUUUUCCUCCUCUUUCCCUAAAGAUUGUGCCCUUGUCAGAAAUGCGACUGGCGAACCGUUGAGAACCAUAUACUAUGUGUCACCCAUAAUCAAGGAAAUCCUUACCAUGGACGAUCAAAAAUUAAAAUUGGUCCACGGUGGUAUCAAGUUAUUUGUUGCUCAAAGAAACGAUGUUGGAAUAUGUCCCUGGAGGGUUCAAACGGAAGCAUUACAUACAAUUGAGCAUUUCAUCGGAACAAAGAGACAUUUAACUUGUAAUUUGGAGCUUUUGAAAUAUUUAUUUGUCAAUGCAUUCCCAAAAGUGGAGGAGUUAAAGAAGUCAGGUUUAGAUGAAGAAUUUUCCAAGAAAUUGGAUGCCUUGGAAGAAGGGUGUUUGUUUUUGACUGUCAAACGUGGUAAAGGUUUAGAAGAUUUGUUCUUGCCUCUUUGGAAAGGAAGGUCUAAUGUUAAUUUAAUGGUAAGUAAAAAGGAUACGCAUGAGUUACUUUACCGUGUUUUUGAUAUUGAGACUAGCGCUAAAGAUGAAGGUAAGGAACGAAUUUAUCAAGAACAAGUAGAGGCAGCCAAGAAAGCAAGGGCGAGGGCUGAGAUACUGUCGACUGAGCCAGAGGAGUUGGUACAAAGCACAAUUGAACCAGAGUCACCAAAGAGUGAAACUGAGGAAGGGGCAGAGUCCGAGAAAUAG